Messenger RNA from Colossoma macropomum (tambaqui), 646 nucleotides. RefSeq names its product congerin-2-like. NCBI's taxonomy places the organism in Eukaryota, Metazoa, Chordata, Actinopteri, Characiformes, Serrasalmidae. Gene Ontology annotation, molecular function: carbohydrate binding; laminin binding; galactoside binding. The record is from RefSeq and is a predicted model, not a curated record. The transcript is spliced from 4 exons. Bases 54 to 452 code for a protein of 132 amino acids.
UAGUUGGAAGUUCAGGAUUUUUCUGCUGGGACCUCCGCCACAUCAGCGACAAGAUGGUGUUCACUGUUAAAGACAUGACUGUCAAGGCUGGCCAGGAGCUGACCAUCUCUGGCAAAGUCAAAUCUGGCUGUGAACUAUUUUCAAUCAACCUCGGUCAUGACUCUGACACCAUAGUACUUCACUUCAACCCCCGUUUCUGCUACGGCAGCGACAACAACGUCAUCGUGUGUAACUCUAACGUUGGUGGCUGGGGUGAAGAACAGAAGGAGUACAGCUUCCCCUUCCAACAAGGCGGAGAGUUCAAGGUGACCAUCAGCUUCAACAAUGAACAGUUUUACAUCAAACUCCCCAACGGCACAAUGAUGAGCUUUCCUAACCGUAGCGGUGAUGACAGCUUCAAGCACAUUGACGUGCAGGGAGAUGUGAAGGUCCAGGGCAUCAAGCUGAAAUAAAGAGGCUCCACACCUUUAGGCCUAAACCACAACUAUCUUAGUGUAUGUAAGCUGAAGGUCACUGUGAAAGCCCGCCCAUCUGAUGUGUUCAAGAAUGUUCUGUUCUAGAACUAAAUGGUGCUUAAUGUCUGAAAGGAAACCACCACAGUUUGCUAAUAAAAUAAAAAAGGAAUGUAAAUCUUCAAUACAAGCUC